AUGGGUCAUCCACUUGAAUUGUCAAUAAUAGAAAAUAGUUUUAUCGAAGAAUGGAUAAAUCAAUCAUAUGCUCAAUUUUCAGAAACAAUUGUAUUUAAAGGGCAUAUAAUGACAAAUAAAAAACAGCAUUUAGAUCCCUCGAAAAAAUGGACAUCAUCAAUUUUAAUAAUAACGGUUUAUCACUUAAUUAUAUUUUCGGAUGGAAAGGAUCUAACAAAAAAACUACCAAAAGAAUACCAUAUUUAUGAUUGUAAAAAACUAUCAAAUAAAGAAGACUAUUGUUUAUCAUUAACUUUUCAAAGAGGUAAACAAAAAUCAAAAGUAAUUAUGAAAACAGAGCAAAUGAACUAUAUUGUAUCAUUAAUAAGAAGAUUAAGAGCUCAGUUAGAUUCAGAUCAUUGUAUAUCAGAAUUAAAACUAAAUGUUAGAGAUUAUUUAAAACAACCUCUAGAAAGAAAAGAAUUUACAAAUUUUGAAGGAUUUUUAGAUUUAUACAGAGGAUGGUGUAGUUAUUUUUCGAUAGAGCCAAGUCAAUCAGUAAUUGAUUAUACUCACAAGACAAUAAUAGAUGGAAACAACGAAAUAGAUUUAAAUGAGCUAGAAACAUCAGAGCAAUCAGAGUUAUCAUUUGAUCAAAUACCAUUUUUAUUUUCACUCAAACAUAAUAAUUAUUUUUCAUCAUUGAUAAUUAAAGAUUUAAAAAAGGAAAUGAGUGUUAAAGCGCUAGCAGAAUUAAUUCAACAUAAUUCUUUUAUUAAAAAACUUAUAGUUAAAAAAACCGGUUGCGAAUCAUUACAAACAAUUUUAUCCUCAAUUUCUGGAAAUAAAAAGAACUCCAUACAGAUUUUGGAUAUUUCAGAAAAUAAUUUUUCAAAACAAUCAAUAAGCUCAUUGAUAUCUUGCAUGACAAAUUUCAAUCAUUCUUUAAUUUAUUUAAAUAUUUCAAAUUGUUCAAUACCUCCAAAAAUGAUGUCUGCAUUUUUUGAAUCUUUAGAGAAAAACUAUGGAAUGUCUUUAACUUUAGAAUAUUUGAAUAUUUCAAAUAAUAAACUUGACGAUUCAGGUAACAGCGCUUUAACCAGUUGGAUAAUAAGAUCAAGAGGAAAUUUAAGUUUAAAAAAUUUUAUGUUAGCAGGUGUUGGUGUUUCAAGUCAAACAAUAAAUGCAUUAAGAAACUUAUCCAAACUAGAAUAUAUAGAUUUAUCUUUUAAUAAAAUAGAAUCAAACGAAUUAGAAAGAUUAUAUCAUAUAUUAACAAUACCAUCAUUAUAUAGAGUAGAUUUUAAUUAUUGUAAUUUAUCCAAAGAAAUAUCAAGCUUAAUAUUUUCUAAAAUGUCAGAAAAGAAAAUUAAUGUUCAUUUAGAAUUAGCCGGAUUAAAUAUAUUCUCAAGUGAUGAAACUAAUUGGGACAUGCUAUUUACCAAUAUGCUAUUGUUUAAAGAAUCACAAAUUAAAAUUAAAUGUUUAAAUUUAAAACUUACAAGAGGUACAGAAAAAACAUUAAUUACACUUUUAAACACAUUAGGCGAAAUGAAGAUAGAUGAUUUAAUAUUAGAUGGUUUACAACUAUAUAACCCUCAAACCCAAAGUAAUGGAAGUGAUAAAAAUGGAAAUAUUAAUACAAACUCUGGAACUAAUAUCGGUGGUAGUAAUGUGAAUAGUCCAUUGAACAGUCCAUAUAAUAAUUUUUCACCAAUAGGAAGCAACCAAAAUGAUGACUUGGAAGAUGAAAUUUUAGUAACUCCAUCAUCAUCGGCAAAUUCAACUCCAAUUAUAGUGACAAAUUCAAAUAUAGGUGUUGGAUCCUCAUCAUUAUCAGUUAGCUCCAUUAACUCUGCCAAUUCAACCAACUCCUCUUCUUCAUCAUUUAUAAGUACAAAUGGUAGUAGUAUUAGCUUAUUGUCAGCAAGUAUGAGUAGUGCUUCACCUCUAUUAACCACCCCCACAAGCAGUGUUAGUAGCUUUAAUAGUGUUUCAAGUAGCAAUAGUGCAUUUUUAAAUUCAUCAGUAAAUGGAAUCGUUAGCGUUAGCGGUACCAUUUCACCAGGACGAAUGCAAAUAAAAAACCUUUUAGGCAAUGUUAACAAUAAUAAUAAUAGCAACAACAGUACUAAUAGCAAUAAUACACCUAACUCAAAUGACUUAUUAGUAGCAAACAAUAAACCAUUCAAACAACUCUUUAUCAAAGCAUUAGUUAAAAUCUACAAUAAUCCAGAUAUUAGAUUUUUAGGUCUUUCAGAAAUUGGUAAAAUUAUUACAUCAUUUAUUCCAACACUUUCAAAAACUAGCUCUGUUAUAUCUUUAGAUAUAAGUGGAAAUGGUGUUGGUGAUAUAGGGGCCAAUCUUUUAAGUACUGCUUUAACUACCAAUAGGUCAUUAAUUAACAUUAAUAUAGAUUGCAACUUAAUAACCCAUGUUGGAUGGAGCUCCAUCACAAGAGCAAUUGCACCAAUAGAUACAUGCUCAUAUGAUAUAUUAGUUAACACUGCUAAAGACAAUCAAACCCUUCCCUCAACAAACUUACCACCAUGCCUUUGCUCAAUGUCUUAUCCAAAAUAUGAUUUCGAAAGAGUUCUUACAAGUACUGAAGAUAUCCAACAACGUACUGUAAUAUACAUGGCAAUUUCUAAUUUACAGCUAGCUCUUCAUAAGAAUGGUGAAACAUUUUUAAAGAAUGAAAAGGAAUAUAUCUCAAAAAAAUCAAGUUCUUGCGGUAGCAUUUCAUCUUUUUGUAAUAGAACAUUUGCAACAGUACCAGUCGGAUAUAUUUUCAAAAGAUUUAUAGACCAUGAGCAAUUAUCAAUGCCUGUAACACCCACAAUACUUUACCCAAUGACACCAAUUCCUACAUCUAUUGCCCAACAAAUAAAUGAUAAAAUCAGUCACUCUGAUAGUUUACCAAAUCCUUCUGCACUUUAUAGUAUCAUUGCCACGCUUAGGGAUCCAUAUUAUAAAAACAAUAAUCAAAACCCUAAUGUUUUCACAAUUUAUACAAAUAAUGUUCUACUUCCAACACGUAACUCCCCAAUUCCUUUUGUAUUGUCCUUCCCAGAUGAUAGCGAUGAAGUAAUACAACAAAAGAAACUAUUACAACAACAAAAAGAACAACAACAACAGCAGCAUUUUUCUACAAUACAGUUUAGAAAAUCAGGCCAAGCAAUUCCAUUCUAUCAAUCUACAAAUGUAUCUAAUUCACCAUCAAAUAAUAUGAUCAAUACCUCAUUAAGCUUUUUAAGUAGAAAUAACAGCCCAUCAUUAAUUAAAAAAUUCACAACCUCAGAUUAUUAUAUCCAAGAUGUUAUUGGUAAACUAGAUUCUGUAGUAACAGACUGUAUAAACUCAAACAAUCAAGAUUCUGAAUUAUCACCUAUAACCUCAAAAAUCAAACACAUUAAAAAUUUAGAUAUUUUAGAAAAAGAAAAAGAUAAAUAUAAUUUUGUAAAUACAACUAUAAAUAAUAAUUCUGUAAUUCAUCAUCAUCAUCAUUCAAAAUCGACCGGUCAAAUUGUAACAUCUACCUCACUAUCAUCACUAUCUAUAACAUCGCAUAAUAAUACUGUGAUUUCAACAGCAGUACCCAAACCAAAAGGAAGUAAAUCGUUUAUAGAAGAGGGUACCAAUAAAUCAAUGAUUAGAAAAAGUAUAAAUGGUUCUACCAAUAUAAAAUCUGAAUAUACAAAUAGAGCUAGAAGUUCGAGUGUUUUCAAUCCAAUUUCAAUAAUCCAAAAUAGAAUUCCAACAAGUAAUGAUUAAAAUUUUAAUUAUUGUUUUUUUAACAAUAUAAUUAAAAAAAAUAAAAAUUUAAUUAUAGACAUAAAUAAAAUUUAAUAAG
Molecule: messenger RNA, 3832 nt
Organism: Dictyostelium purpureum
Lineage: Eukaryota; Evosea; Eumycetozoa; Dictyosteliales; Dictyosteliaceae
Exons: 7
Coding region: 1-3753 (1250 amino acids)
Biological process (GO): regulation of Arp2/3 complex-mediated actin nucleation; cell migration
Cellular component (GO): lamellipodium; plasma membrane
Molecular function (GO): protein binding
Source: RefSeq, a predicted model, not a curated record